ACUACUGGGAAUAUAACCUGGGGGCCUAAAUACUCACAGAAGAAACACCACCUGCACGUCUAUGUUCACUGCAGCACUAUUCACCAUAGCCAGAAUCUGGAAACAACCUGAGUGCCCGAGAACAGAUGACUGGAUAAAGAAACUAAGGUUUCCGUGAAUGAGCAGUGGUGCCCCAGAAAGUGUUUCCCUUCUUCAGACUCCAGGGAAGCCUUGGAACGCAAAGAACUUGGAGAGGGAGACGAGCCAAACAGAUUUUUGAGCCUUGGUAGGCUUUCCGGAGCAGAUUUCGAGCACAAACACAAAUCAAAGCCUGUGUAUUCUUAAAAGCAGCAUUUCACGAGAGAAUUAAGAAAUACCGAGAUUUAAAACACAAAACCUUGGAAUACUCCGAAGAGCAACAUGGGAGAAACCGACAAAAGAAUUGAAACCCAUAGUAUAAGAUGUCUCUCCAAGUUAAAGAUGUUUCUGGUGGCGAUAACAUGUGCUUAUGUGUCCAAAACUCUCUCUGGAUCUUACAUGAAUUCCAUGCUCACACAAAUAGAGAGACAAUUCAAUAUCCCAACAUCUCUCGUUGGAUUUAUUAAUGGGAGCUUUGAGAUUGGAAAUCUUUUGUUGAUUAUAUUUGUGAGUUAUUUUGGAACAAAACUGCAUAGACCCAUAAUGAUUGGUGUCGGAUGUCUAAUUAUGGGUCUGGGAUGUUUCUUACAAUCACUGCCUCAUUUUCUCAUGAACCGAUAUGAAUAUGAAUCUACAGUUUCAGUUUCAGGCAAUCACUCCUCGAACAGUUUCUUGUGUAUGGAAAAUGGAACCGAGAUUUUCAGACCGACAGAAAAUCCAUCAGAGUGUGUGAAAGAUGUGAAAUCAUUCAUGUGGGUAUAUGUACUAGUAGGAAACAUGAUACGUGGAAUUGGAGAAACUCCUGUCAUGCCUCUGGGUCUUUCCUACAUAGAAGAUUUUGCCAAAUCUGAAAACUCUCCUUUAUAUAUUGGGUUUAUAGAAACGGGAGCUAUCAUUGGCCCCUUGAUAGGACUUUUACUAGCGUCAUUCUGUGCCAAUGUUUAUGUUGACACUGGAUCUGUGAGUACAGAUGAUCUGACCAUAACUCCCACUGAUAGUCGUUGGGUUGGUGCUUGGUGGUUCGGCUUUUUGAUUUGUGCAGGAGUGAAUGUGCUUACCGCCAUUCCUUUUUUCUUUUUACCCAAAACGCUUCCAAAGGAAGGACAAAAGGAAAAUGCUGAGAUCACUAAAAAUGAUGAUGAAGAGAAACAAAGAGAGAUCAAGAAGGAAAAGGGUGGAAUCACUGAAGAUUUCUUACCAUUCAUGAAAAGCCUUUUAUGCAACCCAAUUUACAUGCUUUUUAUACUAAUAAGUGUGCUCCAGUUCAACGCAUUUGUGAAUAUGAUUUCCUUCAUGCCUAAAUACCUGGAACAGCAAUACGGAAAAUCCUCUUCGGAUGCAAUCUUCCUCAUUGGUAUUUAUAAUUUACCCCCAAUAUGCAUUGGAUACAUUGUUGGUGGUUUAAUUAUGAAGAAAUUCAAGAUUACUGUCAAGCAGGCUGCCCACAUAGGGUGCUGGUUAUCUUUAAUUGAGUAUCUUCUCUAUUUCUUAAGUUUUCUCAUGAUUUGUGAUAACUCUUCAGUUGCUGGUAUAACUACCUCUUAUAAUGGGAUACCACAGAAGUUAUAUGUGGGAGAUUCUAUUAUUUCUGACUGUAACAUGGAUUGCAACUGCCCAACUAAAACCUGGGACCCAGUGUGUGGAGAAAAUGGCUUGUCCUAUAUGUCAGCUUGUCUCGCUGGCUGUGAGACAUCUGUCGGAGCAGGAAUAAACAUGGUGUUCCAAAACUGUAGCUGCAUUCGAACAUCAGGAAAUUCUUCCGCAGUACUCGGGCUUUGUGACAAAGGCCAGGGCUGUGCCAUGAUGCUCCAGUACUUUUUAAUCUUGUCAGCUAUCAGCAGUUUCAUUUAUUCUUUAUCCGCCAUACCCGGUUACAUGGUUCUCCUAAGAUGUAUCAAGUCUGAAGAGAAGUCACUUGGUGUGGGAGUACAUGCAUUUUCCACAAGAGUAUUUGCUGGGAUUCCUGCACCCAUAUAUUUUGGUGCAUUAGUGGACUCCACAUGUUUACACUGGGGAACUUUGAAAUGUGGUGAAUUAGGUGCAUGCAGGAUAUAUGAUUCCAUCAACUUCAGAUACAUCUACCUCGGGCUGCCCGCAGCGCUCAGAGGGUCGAGCUACGUUCCAGCCUUUUUGGUCCUUUUCAUCUUGAGAAAGCGUCGUCUACCUGGUGAAGAGGCCUCUUUGGGAACGGUGCUGGAUGAAGUGACGGUUUCGGGGAAGGAAAAUGAUAAACACCCAAAUUCCAACGACUGGAACGAUGAAGAACUGAAAACGAAACUGUAAUGCCCUGGCAGGUCCACACAAGACAACACAACACAGCUAAUUUGUCCUUAAAAUAAAUAGAGAUACUACAGGUAAUGUGUUCUUAUCUUUAAGAACCUCAGCUCUUUUUUUUUUUUACUUGAUUAAAAGAGAAAUGUUCACUGAUGGUAUUUCUGAGACAUCAAUGGGACUUGAGAUUUUUCUCCAAGAGUAAAAGUAUCUCAAAAUAGGAUAUUAGAGUCAGCUUUACUUUUAUGUGAAAGUAAGCAAUUUCUUUUUUAACUCCUGCAUAAUAAAGGUAUAUUAAAAACAAUCCUGUUUCCAGAUAAUUCUAAAUAUCUCCUGUUAUUAAAAAAAAACUAGUAAAUGCUACUGAAUUCCUACUUUGAUUUAGAGAUGGAAUUUUCUUUCUGCUUGUGUGACUAUUUAAAUAUUAAAAUAGAAAUAUCUUAUUCAAAUGUGCCACAUCUGUGAGAAAGGAAAUCUUUUUCUACGGAGGAAUUCUUCUUUAAGUCUUUGUAUUCCUUACAGAAAUGAGAUAUCAAAAAUAGAUGACUUCUUGAUAUGCCAUCACUUGCUUUCAGUUUAUUUCCUAUUUUGUGACUAACAAAAUAAGUUUGCUCUUUUUACUCAGAGCACUGACAAACUUUAUUAGGGUUUUUCAAAAUUAUGUUGCAAAGAUGGUCUUUUUUUUUUUCUAUUCAAAUAUGGUGGCUAAGCAUCCUUAAAAACAAGUAUGUGAUGGGUUGGAGAGAUAGGUCAAAUGGAACAUAGUCUUUGAGUUCAGGAGGUCUGGGCUGGCCUCCUGGCACCCCAGUGUCCCCUGAACACUCCCAGGAGUGAGUUCAUAGCACCUGGCUUGGAGAAGCCCCCAAGUGCUACCAGGUAUGGCUGCAAAACCCAAGCCAAAGUCCAAACAAGUGUCUGAGUCAAAACUAAAAGAGUAAUAUCAGAAAUGCACUAGUCCAUAAAGCCUGAGGUAUCCGAUAUUCCCGACAGGAAUACUUUGCCUUGUCAAGAAAUAGGCUAGGAGCAAUGUUAAUGCCACCUAAGUUUGAGCCCGCAUUACAAUUUCCAUAAAUCAUCUUAGAGUUGAAGCUUUUUUAAAUUUUUUUCUUUUUUGGCCAUAUCCGGUGAUGCACAGGGGUUAGUCCUGGUUCUGCACUCAGGAAUUACUCCUGGCGGUGCUCAGGAGACCAUAUGGGAUGCUGGGAAUUGAACCCUGGUCGGCAGUGUGCAAGGCAAAUGUCCUACCUGCUGUGCUACUGCUCCAGCCCAGAGUUGAAGCUUUUUUAAAAAAUAACUUCUGUUGUAAAACAAGUUAAUGAAGCUCAAAAUGCAGAUGUACUAUGAAAUCUACCCAUGUUUUGGUGAGUGAAAUCUACCAAUGUCAUUGACAAGGACAAUGAUAAUUAAUAAAAAAAAAUAAAAAUAAACCACGAUGGAUUUUUGAAGUAUAAGAGCCUUAC
Messenger RNA from Sorex araneus (European shrew), 3848 nucleotides. It is a transcript of the gene SLCO1A2, whose product is annotated as solute carrier organic anion transporter family member 1A2. Gene Ontology annotation, molecular function: protein binding; bile acid transmembrane transporter activity. The coding region runs from base 400 to 2400 and encodes 666 amino acids. The record is from RefSeq and is a predicted model, not a curated record. NCBI's taxonomy places the organism in Eukaryota, Metazoa, Chordata, Mammalia, Eulipotyphla, Soricidae. Gene Ontology annotation, cellular component: membrane. Gene Ontology annotation, biological process: sodium-independent organic anion transport; bile acid and bile salt transport; transmembrane transport. The transcript has 16 exons.